CCAGUCUCCAGCACCGCACGCCGUGUGCUUAUGCUGGAUACUCCACUGCGGUUCCGUUAAAUCUGUUGAACGCACGUUUGAGAAAUACGCCGGUCGGUCUUUUAAACGCUUCGGAACCGUUUUGCAGCCGCUGCCUUUGAGGGUCGGCUGUGGAUUGACUUCAUGCCUCCUUUAAAAGCCCUCCUCGGGUUUUUAACUUCAAGAAAACACCCGAACAAUUCGGCGUAUCGCCUUUGAUUUUUUGCAGGAGAAUUAAAUGUUUAUUUUUUGCCAGCGGCGGAGCGUGAGAUCUUGCCGGUUUGCGGACGAUGCUCAGCGUUUUUGUAUAGCUAAAGCACCUUGUCCGUUCUAGUCGGUAAAACUUUACCUCAGAAAGCACAGUGGAUAACUUGUGCGUUUCUCCGAGAUUAUUUUGUGUAUUUUUUUACCUCAGAAAGUGAUGGCGGAGCGGGGGGCACGGCUGCUCGUGUUUUUCACAAGUCUCAUCGUUCUCCGGUUCGGCGGUGCGGAUAAAGGUUCUGCCAUUCAAGAGUUCACCCCGUUCAGGUUCUCCGUUGAACCCGUGGACACGCUAGCCGUACGCGGGCUCCCCGCUGUGCUGAACUGCUCAGCCGCUAGCGCCGCUCCCGUACGGGUGGAGUGGAAGAAGGACGGGACGUUCCUGAACCUGGUGGCGGACGACCGGAAACGACAGCUAGCCGACGGCUCGUUGCUCAUCAGUACGGUGGUCCACAAUAAACACAAUAAGCCCGAUGAGGGGGUGUACCAGUGCGUGGCCAGCAUCGACAAUCUGGGUACCAUCAGCAGCCGAACCGCACGACUCACAGUGGCAGGACUUCCGCGGUUCCUCAGUCAGCCGGAGGGCGUAUCUGUGCGCAUGGGCGGCUCUGAGAUGCUGAGCUGUGAGGUGAUGGAGGAGCUCGUCCCGUUCACGCGCUGGGAGAGGGACGGUCGGCCCGUGGAACUGGAUGCCAGAGUGAUUCAGCUUCCCAGUGGAGCUCUGGUCAUCAGCAACGCCUCCCAGACCGACGCCGGACUCUACCGCUGCACAAUAGAUGCUCUGGGGCCGCCGAAAACCACAGAGGAGGCCGAACUACAGGUGUCCGCAGAUUCGGGUGUUGAGGAAAAACUAGAGACUCUCCAGGGCCCGGUUUCUGUGGCGAAGGUUGUCGGGGAGAGCGUGCUGUUGCCAUGCGUCAUGAAGGGAUACCCGGUUCCCGUGAUCCGCUGGACGUUUAACGACCGCUCGAUUGACGAAGGUCAUGAGCGUUUUACUGUGAUUGGCGGGGGAAGCCUGCAGAUCGUCAACCUGACAGAGGAGGAUGCUGGGAUAUACGUCUGCCAGGCGGACGGCGGCAACAUGACCAGUGAGAUCCAGGCGGAGCUCACGGUGCACGUUCCUCCACGGUUCGUGACGAGACCCUCCAACACUUACGCCCAGGAGUCGAUGGACAUCAUCUUUGAGUGUGACAUCACCGGGUCCCCGCCGCCCACCGUCAGAUGGAUGAAGGACGGAGACACAGUCAUUCCCAGCGACUAUUUCAGGAUAGUGAAGCAGCAUAACCUGCAGGUUUUGGGUUUAGUGAAGUCAGAUGAAGGUUUUUAUCAGUGUUUAGCGGAGAACGACGCCGGGAACGUCCAGGCCAGCGCUCAGCUCAUCAUACUGGAUUUAGACGUUGCCCUUCCUUCUACUGUCCCCUCAUUGACCGAUGCCACUACUGACCAUGUAGCGUCCAGUCCUGCCGAGCGCAGCGGUCCCGCUCCUUCUGCCCCGCGUGACGUGGUGGCGUCUCUGGUGUCCACUCGAUUCAUCAAGCUGACCUGGCGUCAACCCGCCGAACCGCACGGGGAGAACAUCACCUACUCUGUGUUCUACAGUCUGGACGGCACUAACAGGGAGCGUGUGGAGAACACCAGCGGCCCGGGAGAGAUGCAGGUCACCAUUCAGAACCUCGUCCCCGACACCAAGUACACGUUUCGGGUGGUCGCGUCCAACGCUAACGGCCCGGGCGAGAGUUCUGCCCCGCUUACCGUGGCCACCCAGCUGGAGGUUCAGGUACCGGGUCCGGCCCCGAAUCUGCAGGUGGUGUCAGUCGGACCCGCUUCAGUCGCUCUGAGCUGGGAGAGACCGGUCAACGGGAACGGGGACAUUCAGACAUAUAAACUCUUCUACAGUGAGAAGGGACAAGACUCGGAGCAGGACAUGGACGUCACGGGUCUGUCCUACACCAUGACGGGGCUCAAGAAGUUCACAGAGUACAGUUUCAGGGUGGUGGCGUACAACAAACACGGGCCUGGCAUCUCCACCGACGACGUCACGGUCCGAACGCUGUCUGACGUGCCGAGCGCCCCUCCGCAGAACCUUACUCUGGAGGUCCUGAACUCAACGAGCAUCAUGGUCCGCUGGCUGGCGCCCCCUCCUGGUACCCUGAACGGAGAGCUGACGGGAUAUAAACUACGCUAUCGGAAAGGACUGAGGAGAGCCGACGCUAUCGAGAUCUCGACCUCGCAGCUCCUUCAGCUCAUUGAUGGUCUGGAGAAAGGAAAGGUUUACACGGUGAGAGUGUCGGCCACCACUGUGAACGGAAGCGGACCAACGACGGAGUGGAUCGCAGCGGAAACCUUCGAGAACGACCUCGACGAGUCUCAGGUACCAGGAGUCCCCAGUUCUCUUCAUGUUCGUCCUCUCGUGAACCGAAUCGUGGUGACUUGGACUCCUCCAGAAAACCAGGAUAUUUUAGUCCGAGGUUAUAAGAUCGGAUACGGGAUCGGAAGCCCUCAUGCCCACACGGUUAAUCUGGAUUACAAGCAGCGUUUCUACAGCAUCGAUAACCUCGAUCCCAGUUCCCAUUACGUCAUCACUCUCAAGGCGUUCAACAACAUGGGCGAAGGCGUACCCAUCUACAACAGCGCCACAACUAGACCUCAGUCCGCCCCCGACCCCACACCCAUGCUGCCCCCGGUGGGCGUUCAGGCCACUGUCCUCAGCCACGACACCAUCAAAGUCAGCUGGGCCGACAACUCGCUCGCAAAGAACCAGAAGAUCACCGAUUCCAGAUAUUACUCCAUCCGCUGGAAGACCAACAUCCCCGCCAACACCAAAUAUAAGACGGCAAACACCACGUCUCUGUUCCACACGGUGACGGCUCUGAAACCCAACACGCUGUACGAGUUCUCCGUGAUGGUGACCAAGAGCCGGCGGAGCAGCACGUGGAGUAUGACGGCCCACGGGACCACCGCCGAGACCCUUCCCGCUUCUGCUCCAAAAGAUGUGACCGUGAUCAGUAAAGAGGGAAAUCCACGAAUGAUCAACAUCAACUGGCAGCCUCCAACUGAAGCCAACGGCAAAAUCACAGGGUACAUCAUCUACUACAGCACCGAUGUGAACGCUGAGGUUCACGACUGGGUCGUGGAGCCUGUGGUGGGGAACCGACUGACCCAUCAGAUUCAGGGUCUCACACUGGACACUGCGUACUACUUUAAGAUCCAGGCCAGAAACUCCAAAGGCAUGGGACCCAUGUCGGACGCGGUGCACUUCCGCACCCCGAAAGCUGAACCAUCGGACAAAAUGUCAAGUGAUCAAGGGCUGCAAGUCAAACCUGGUCACCCGACCCUGCCGGAGCACGGGAUCGGAUCCAAUAUGGAUAAGCCAGGCAUCACGGGCAGCCGAGAGAAUCAUAUCCUGGUGAUCGUGGUCAUCGUGUCUGUGGGAGCGUUCACCAUCAUCGCUGUGGUCGUGGGAGCCGUCCUGUGCACGCGCCGGUCCAACUCCCAUCAGAAAAAGAAACGUGCCGCCUGUAAGUCCAACACCGGCUCACACAAGUACAAGAGCUCAUCUAAAGACCUGAAGCCUCCCGAUCUCUGGAUCCACCACGAGCGCCUGGAGCUCAAACCCAUCGACAAAUCCCCCGAUCCCAACCCGGUCAUGACGGAGACGCCCAUCCCUCGCGCCGCCCAGGACCCGGUGGAGCCCAGCCAUCAGAUUCAGGAGCUGGAGGAGAGUGUGUCCACUCGCAGAGGAGUCAGACCCAAAAUCAUGAUGCCCUUCGACUCUCAGCCUCCCCAGCCUGUGAUUAGUGCUCACCCCAUUCAUUCCCUUGAUCAUCUUCAUCAUCAUCAUCAUCACUAUCACCUCCCGCCGCGCGGUUACCUUCAUCACCAGAUCAGCCUGAGAGCGCCCGCCUCCCCAAACACACACUUACACAGGUCCCCGUCUGCAGAGUCUGUGAGGAACCAGCCGGCCGCACCUGAACCUCCGGUUGCCCCCAGUCAGCCCAUCACCUCAGCUGAGCUCCAGAAGACCGAGGCAUUGAUCAAAGAGGAAGAUCCGCCCAGUAUAAACCCCCCAGCGGCCCACAUCCGGCCCACACACCCGCUCAAGAGCUUCGCUGUGCCAGCGCUCACAGUUUCUGCCCAUAACCCGCCCACCUAUGAGACGGCCUUACCCAGCACCCCCCUGCUGGCUCAGCCAGCACCCGGCGUGAAAACUGCGUCCAUCGGGACACUAAAUCGAGCUCGAGCUCCAAUGCCAGUAACAGUCCCGAAUGCUCCUGACCAAUCAGAAACCAGCAAGAUGCUGGACAUGACGUAUGAGACCGACGAGCUCUCGGAAGAAAUGGCCCACCUGGAGGGUUUGAUGAAGGAUCUGAACGCCAUCACUACAGGCUGAAGAGCUUCAACACACACGGCCGAACCUCGUCCUCAGGAACAACCAGGACAUCUCCGCUUCAUCAUCAUCGUCUCCAUCCUGAUCCUGCAUGGAUAUCGCCAGAGAAAUCUAGAAAAUGAUGAGCCGUUCUGCACAGAAAACAUACUUUUAAUGUUUUAUUGUUUAAGUGGAUUUUAUUUACGUAUUCCAUAUUUUUAGCCUGUUUAUGUUUGUUUUCAUUGUGUAUACAGCCAUUUUAGGAUUUUUUUAAGGUCAAACCAUUCAUGAAAUGCGAGCAGAAUGAUCCGUAAACUAUUCCGAUCACUUUCAAAUCAAUGCAACAAUUUACACAAUGAUUUAAACAUGCUCGUUUGUAAUCAGAAAACCAUUCUUGCAUCAAGUGUCUAUAACACCAUGUUAGUUGUUGCAGUUGAAUUGAAUUCAGCAGUUAUCCAGAUGGUUAUUUUUGUUAGCUCAUGUUUUAAAUGCUUCAUUUCUGGAAGGUCUCAGUGACUCAUCAAAGUCUGCAUUUUCCACUUCUCUCUUUAUGCUCUGAAUGACCAUCUCAGCUCAGUCUGAAUCCAGUGAUGUUUUGGUGCUUCGGAAACUCGUGAGACGCUCCUCUUCCUCAGGACCUCGGGGAGAUUCAUCAUGAAGGAGUUUAAUGCCAAGUGACUCUCAGAUUUUUGUACUUUGAGAGGUAUAUAUAUAUAUAUAUAGAUAUACAAUGAACUGCAAAUGUUUGCUUACAUGAAUACUUUGUACACUCUCAAAAAGGACAAUUUUUAUAUAUAUUCAUGUUUUGGUUGGUUUUUAUAUGAAAAAAAGACACAUUGCUUUGUAAACAUUUUCCAUGUAAGUUAUGCGUUGUGUUUUCACCGUGCCGUUUAGCCGACCCCUUCUCCCAAAGAAUGAGCGGAAGAAAACAUCAGCGACGAACUCUGCCUUGCUCGUGUACAUUUUCUCGCGUCAUGAAUGUCAAUUGUCAAUGUAACAAGGUCUGCUUAUGAAUUAAGUUGUUGUUUGUGUUUACAAUAACGGGGGAAGAUUUAAAAAAAAGAAGAAGACACCGAACCAUGUGGUGUGGCCGGUGUAGGCUACUACCGUCAACUGUCAUUUGCACUUUUUAUAUUUUGGAUUUGAAAUGAAUCGCUGAUGCCAUGUGAAACAUGAACCUAUUUUAUGUAACGAUGAUGUCGCAAGUAAACAGCUGGUUUCAAAGACA
Pimephales promelas (fathead minnow) is the source of this 5873-nucleotide messenger RNA. It is a transcript of the gene neo1b, whose product is annotated as neogenin 1b. Gene Ontology annotation, molecular function: protein binding. NCBI's taxonomy places the organism in Eukaryota, Metazoa, Chordata, Actinopteri, Cypriniformes, Leuciscidae. Gene Ontology annotation, cellular component: membrane. Gene Ontology annotation, biological process: cell-cell adhesion. The record is from RefSeq and is a predicted model, not a curated record.